Guillardia theta CCMP2712 is the source of this 5151-nucleotide messenger RNA. RefSeq lists its product as hypothetical. The transcript has 6 exons. Lineage: Eukaryota; Cryptophyceae; Pyrenomonadales; Geminigeraceae. The coding region runs from base 1 to 5151 and encodes 1716 amino acids. The record is from RefSeq and is a predicted model, not a curated record.
AUGCCUGCAAAGAAGAGGCAAGGGGAUAACGAACCCAAUGCAGCGCCCAAGAGGUCGUCCGCCAGGGCCGAGGCCGCCAGGGCUGCCAAGGAGCAGGCCGCCAGGGCCGCCAAGGAGCAGGCCGCCAGGGAGCAGGCCGCCAGUGAAGAGAAAGCCAGAAUACAGGCCGCCAAGGAAGCGGAGGACGCCAGGGUAUCGGGUGAGAUCAUCGCGAUCACAGACCGCGUCAAGCACGACAUAGUCUUGAACUGCUGCCCGUGGGAGGCCAUACCCAAGCUGUACAUGCUCACAACCAUGCUCUCAUCCGUUGCAGACGCGGAUGCAUUCCAGCGUGCAUACGACGGCGCAAAGGGCAAGCCAUUCACCGAGACAUCCUCGGACAUGAUCAUAUUUGUGAUGAAUGUCGAUCAUCCUGAGAACCUCAGCAUCCUACCUAAACCAGACGACGGCAUUAACCAAAUGGAUGCGGAAUUACGCAACAAGAUCUGUACCGAAUUCUACAUGAGGAGUGAUCGUUACAAGAGGAAUCCCGUCUUGGACCGGAUCUUUUCUCAUAUCGGGGGUAUGUAUUUUCUGCUCACUUCGGAUUGGAAGUUUAUGUUGAAUGUCGAUCGCAUCCAGUGCAUCAGGGCUGACGGUGUGGUCGUUGCCUCGGAUGAUGGGAUGGUGAUAGACCCUGCUGGUGAUGUCACCAUGCUCUGCUUUAAGCUACAGAGCGAUGAAGAAUACAGGCACGAGGCGCUCUAUAUCUGGCUGGAUGCGGGUAGAGGAACUCGCACAUUUAAAGAUUUCUCUACAAUGUUCGGUGACGUUCUCCAGAUGUCGCAGAGGAUCGAGGGGGCGCUGAUGUACACGAUCGUGCGCUUCCUCUAUGCGCUACUGAGGAAGUCGCUGGAUAAGGGCGUCAUCGCUUAUCUCAACAUCCUUGUGGCCUUCAUGGCCUACAACAUCAGGAUGCUACUGAAGAGUGGUUCCUACGAGUCCAGCGCUUCGAAGAGCAUAGAGUACCUCUCCAGGAUAUUCCAGAAGUUCGCCACCCUGAUCUCCACUCAGGCGAUCAUCCAAUCGCUCCAGCCUCAGGAUCUAGAGACCGCCAAUGCCAGGGCCCAGAUCGAGUGCCUGUCCAUAUCGCUGUGUGUCCUGAUACUCCUUACCCUUCUACCCGGUGCGUUCAAGGAAUCCGAGGACGGCGCCCAGUUCAUGAGGCUCGUGCUUUUCAUGUUUACCAGCAACACGGAGUUCAUCAUCCAGCGCGUCUCCUUCGGCUGGACGCUCCCCUUCCUCAGCAUGGCGGGAUUUGUGGUCAUGUACAACCUCAGCAACAGCCAGGGAGGGAGAUGGAGUGAGAUCAACGUGGUGCUCUCGAAGGCCUUCACGCUCUCCCUCACCAACAUGAUGAUCCUCUCCAGCUGGACGGUGAACGUGCAUUCCAGUGACAGCUUCCCGCAGCUUACGCAGCUCGUGAGCCUGUUGGUGCUGUUCGAUGCCAUCUCCAUGGUGUACGAGCAAUUCUCGGCCAUGCGGGACUAUGCCGUCUGGCAGGGGGCGUCUCAGGUGUACAACAUGGUGGUGCUGCAGAAUAUCAAUCAGACGGCCAUGAUCGUGGUCUCGGGAUUCCUGAUCCUCAUCCUCAAGGCGGUGUCAUCCUUCUUCCCCAGCUCCAGCGCGAUCACGGAGCUCUCCGUGCUUCUCAUCAUCAACAUCAUACUCGGCAUGAUACAGAAGGUCGUCAACACCCUGCAUGCCAACGACACGGUGAUCGUGGUGAUGCUGUGGAUCAUGGCAGGCAUGAACAUACCAGAGAAUUGGGUGGGGGCCAAGAGGGCCACCGGUUCCUCCACCGUUGCCACCCCCAACGAGGGAGGGAGCAACCCCAAGAGGAACAGGAAGAAGCACCGGAUCGACCCCCCACCCAAGGAGACGGAGUCGGCCGACAGUGAGAAGGCGGAGAGCGUCACCCCGGAUGUGACGGACGACUCGGAGAAGGUCGUAGUGAACGACUGCCUCUACAACGACAUACGCUGCUGCAUCCGCUCGGCGGGGACCUCGGAGGGGCAGUCGCUGGCGCUGGACAGCAUCAUCUCCAGGCAGCCCUACGUGAAGAUGAUGCAGAGCCUGUUCGGGGCCUACAACGAGAGCUGCUUCCCCCAGGUCCCUCCAGUCAAGGUGGUGACCAAGGCAUGGGAGGAGAUGCACAUGAGGGAGCCAUUGGAGCACGAGAGGCCCUGCUCCAUGGGCAUCAACUGCGAGUGUAUGUUCAUCGAUGCCAACAUGCCAUUCACAUGCGUCGAAUUCCUCCUCCCCAACGACCCGCAGCCCCUGGAACAGCAACUGUGUGUCCUCUGCCUCAGGAAGCUGACACAGAGCAUGUUCUACGACAUCACCUACCGAGGGAGCCGGUUCAACGGCAUCAUACAGAGCCACGGGAACAUAUGCGACCAGCCCGGAGAGUACGCGAAGCAGAGGGAGCCCGUGGAUAUCUACCCGAUAUCGGAGGCUACGGCGGCGGACCUGCCCGAGCCGCUCGAAGAGUGUGAUACAGACCAGAGAGGGGCGGGUGACACCGUCUCGGAGCCCGGCGCUGGGCGCUUCUGCCCGCAGAACGCGACGAUAGACAGGGAGCUAGAGGUCCUGCACCGGAGGAUCAACUCGGGGGAUGCCAAGGCUCAGCACCUGAUCGACAGCCGGCUGAUCCUGUGCUGGCUCGCCCAGUACCACCCGGAGCUAUACCACCGGCUACCCACCGAGGGCCUGAUCCUGCACCCCGUUGCGGCCUACAGCCACCGGAACCUGCCGGACAUAGGGAGGUUCAUCAUGCAGAGCCUUGUCGAGAGGAACUGGAAGUCAAACCUCAUCGUCAACGUCGUGUGCAACAGCAUGCCCUGCCUGAAGCGCAACCGGGUGACUUUCAUGGACGAGAAGGAGUUCCAGCAUCCCCACUGCACCGUCCUCCUGAACAUCCUCCACGGGCUCCUCAUGGGCCUCUACCCCAACACGGCCAAGAGGCCAUCCUUCUGGUGCAGGGUGAGGGUAGCCGGGGAGCUCAGGCAGGCGAUGACCCAGAGCCUGAGCCUGCAGGCCCGCUUCCUCUUCAACAACCUCAACCUCCUGAAGCUGGCCAUGAUGGAAUACGUAUGGUUCAUGUGCAACCAGAACCUCGUGACCGAGAGGGAGGCGAUCAGCAAGGUGCACGGGAUGACGAUGUUCAUGGAUAUCUUCCCGAACAUCGCCGACGGCUUCAGGCAGGAGAACCUGCAGUCGUGCGAGUGGGACUGGAAGUCACUGAACAACGCGGCCACCGUCAGCGUCGACCGAUGCAUCCGGACCUGCAAGUUCCGCAUGGGGAGGGCCCCCGUGCAGAGAGACAUGGGAGGCAAGUGGAAGAGGCUCGCGGACAAUCAGGUGGACAUGUUCUACUAUGCGAGCGAGAUGCGCUGCACUACCAUCCCGGGGGUGCUGUGGAACAUCUACCGGAACAUCUACCCCGAGCUCACCGUGGAGGAGUUCAACAUCAUCGAGCACAUACACUCCCGGUGCCGGGUUUACACGCUCCCCUCGAACCUCGUCGCCUACCAGUGCCAGAUGCUGCUGGAGAAGUACAGCGACGACUACGCCCAGUUCAACAACGUCAUGAGGGUCCACAUCUGCCUCAGGUGCUGCAACAAGGGCAACGGGGAGUGGAUCCACUCGAAGCUCCGCCUCUGCAUGAAGACCAAGCGGCUGAUAUGCACCAACUGCAACCUCGACUCCACGAUCAUAUCCGUGAACAUGCUUGGGAAGAUACUGAUGAUCCAGAACGUGAGCUACUACCUCUGCCCCAUCUGCGGCAAGUGCCGGAGGUGGAACUUCACGGGCACCGAGUUCACCUGCACGGACUGCAGGCACGCCGUCUCCCGGCCCGUCGCCCACUCGAAGAAGAGGUGCUGCGUGAGGUGCGGGAAGACGACGAACCUGGAGUGGCACACGCUGCUGAACACGGAGAUCGGCGCCAACGUGCAGAUCUAUGUGUGCUCCAAGCACUCGCUUCCGGCGCAUAUCAUGAGGUUCGUGGUGGACAUCAAGGACUUCUGCCGAUCGGCCGUGGCCUACGACAGGCACAGGCUGGAGGCAAGGAUCAGGGGUGGUAACAGGAGAAUGUCCAAGACUGGGUCAACGGCUGGGGCCUCCUUUCACCCGAGGGCCUCGAUGCGGGCAUGCGACGACUGCAAGAUAUGCCGGCGCUGCGUGCAGAAGUGGGUGAGCUGGUGUGCCAACUGCAAGAGGUGCAAGAUAUGCGAGGACGAGAGGGCGCAGCUGUGGCUCCGGAUCAGCGCCCCCUUCCUGCUGCCCAAGGGGCUGCUGGGGCACAGGUGCCGAUGGGAGUGCAUCGACAUGGACCUUGCGGGGUGUGUGGAGUGCGGGGUGAUCCACCGGUGUGAGGUGGGAGUGUGCCCCGUGUCCGAGGAGGAGGACAGCCAGGUCUGUACCAUCACGGGGAACUGCGUUCACACCAAGAGGUUCAAUAAGGAUGAAUUCAUGGACAACAUCGUGAUCGAGGAUCUCCACGGGCACGGGGACGAGUGCAAGGUGUACGUGGAGAGCAGCGAGGUGAGGUCCAGGCUCCACUGGAUACUCCAGUCUGAGGUUGCGAGGAACAGCUUCUUGCAGGAGAGGUCGAGGAUGGAGCAGAAGCACAAGCACCUCAUGUGGAAGACGCUGAGGGAGAUCAAGCUCAGGAACGAGAUCCCCAACCUCUGCCUCGUCGUCACCCGGAUCCUGCACGCCACCAACAAGAUCAGGGUCUGCUCGAUCACCUUCCAGGAAGAUCUCCGGAGGUUCGUGACCGAUCGCUGCACUCACUACAUCGGCCGCUUCCUGAACAUGCUGAGCCAGAAGUUCAGGCAGGCGAUGAACUCCAUCAAGAAGAAUACGCUCAUCAUAGGCACGCUCUACCUCAUGCGCAUGGGGAUCUUCAUGCACAACGUGAUCCUGCUCCCCAAGAUGCCACAGCUACAGCUGCUCCUGCCCAUCGAGACCCACCUCAAGACCUACUUCAACGUGAAGUGCAAGAGCAUCACCGAGGUGGAGAACCUGAUCAAGAUGUGUAUCAGGAGCCUGACAGUGACGGAUCUCGACAAGAUGGGAUUCAUGAUGACAGACAACAGGGUGUGA